This is a messenger RNA of Fusarium fujikuroi IMI 58289, 1590 nucleotides long. Its product is annotated as related to pisatin demethylase cytochrome P450. The record is from RefSeq and is a predicted model, not a curated record. The coding region runs from base 1 to 1590 and encodes 529 amino acids. The transcript is spliced from 5 exons. NCBI's taxonomy places the organism in Eukaryota, Fungi, Ascomycota, Sordariomycetes, Hypocreales, Nectriaceae. Gene Ontology annotation, molecular function: iron ion binding; heme binding; oxidoreductase activity, acting on paired donors, with incorporation or reduction of molecular oxygen.
AUGAUUCUAGAUCUCUUCCUUCAGCACCCAUGGGCGUAUCUGACAGCUGCGCUCGUCGGACUCCUUGUGACAAAGCUCCUGCUCAACAAGUACGGCAAUGGAUUGAACGGGAUCCCCGGGCCAGCUUUGGCGGCUUUCACAGAUCUCUGGCGCUUUCUCGAUGUUUACCGAAGGCGACCAGAGGUGACGCAGAUCGCUCUACAUGAAAAGUACGGCAGCGUCGUGAGACUCGGACCCAACACGGUAUCGAUCGCAGAUCCAGCUGCUAUCCAGACAAUAUACGCUCAUAACUCGGGAUAUACCAAGUCAGAUUUCUACCCGGUGCAGCAGACCAUCAACAAGAGCGGCAAGAGACUCAUCACGCUCUUCACCUCACAAGAUGAAAAGUUCCACUCGCAACUUCGACGAUCCGUAUCGAAUGCUUAUGCUAUAAGUACCCUCGUUCAGUUCGAGCCAUUCGUCGACUCUACAACCACCGAGCUCUUCAAACAACUUGACCAGCGAUAUGCAAACCAAAACGACGUCCUUGACUUUGGAACAUGGCUACAGUACUAUGCUUUCGACGUCAUUGGCGAAUUAACGUACUCGAAACGGCUAGGUUUCGUGGACCAUGGAAAAGACGUGGAUAACAUCAUUGGAAAUCUUGAAUGGUUGCUCAACUAUGCAGCACCUGUCGGACAACUACCGAUCCUUGAUAGCUUACUCCUCAAGAACCCGCUGAGACUGCAGCUUACGAAAUGGGGCUUUACCAAUUCAUCCUCUCCGGUUGCGAUAUUCGCACGCAACCGAAUGCUCGCCCGCGUCGAUCCCGAGAAGCUCGGCGACAUGAAGUUCGACCAAGACAACGGUCGUCGAGACUUUCUCUCGCGCUUCCUCGAAGCCAAUCAGAAAGACCCAGAGUUCAUGAACAACGAUAGAGUGCUCGCUCUGACCGUAGCAAAUAUGUUUGCAGGCUCUGACACGACGGCGAUUACUUUCCGAGCUAUCUUUUAUUAUCUGAUGAAGAACCCGGAUGACAUGAAGACUCUGAUGGCUGAGCUUGCGGAGGAAGAAAAGGCCGACCACUUCGCCCGCGAAGAUGGUCUUGUCAGUUGGAACGAAGUUCGAGACCUUCCUUUCCUCAACGCUGUUGUUAAAGAAGCUCUUCGAUGCCAUCCCGCUGCAGGUCUCAUGCUAGAGCGUAUUGUGCCUGCGCGAGGUCUUGAAGUCGACGGUCAUCAUAUCCCAAGCGGUACAAUUGUGGGAGUCAACGCUUGGGUUCUACAUCGCAAUAAGGAUAUCUUCGGUCACGAUGCAGAUCGAUGGAGACCGUCGAGAUGGAUUGAAGCUUCGACUGAGCAAAAGAGACGCAUGGAGAAUUAUAUGUUUGCAUUCGGUGCAGGCUCGAGGACUUGUAUUGGAAAGAAUAUCAGUUUGCUCGAGAUGUACAAGAUGGUCCCAGCGUUCCUGAGACGAUACGAGCUUGAGUUCCCAUCGGCGGAUAACACUUGGCAUCUGAACAACGCAUGGUUCGUGAAGCAGAGUAACUUUAAUGUCCGGCUCAGGCGAAAGCAUAAAAUAUCAUUCCUCCCAGACGAGAGACAAGAUUGA